Messenger RNA from Myxozyma melibiosi, 2119 nucleotides. Its product is annotated as MFS multidrug transporter. Gene Ontology annotation, biological process: transmembrane transport; basic amino acid transport. The coding region runs from base 332 to 1960 and encodes 542 amino acids. The record is from RefSeq and is a predicted model, not a curated record. Gene Ontology annotation, molecular function: basic amino acid transmembrane transporter activity. Gene Ontology annotation, cellular component: fungal-type vacuole membrane. The transcript is spliced from 2 exons. Lineage: Eukaryota; Fungi; Ascomycota; Lipomycetes; Lipomycetales; Lipomycetaceae.
CUUACAAACACCGAGAAGUCAAUUUCUGUUAUCAGCUAGCGCGAACAGUGCGGCUCAGCAAGCGGAGGCGAUAACGGGUAACUCCGUAACUUCAACUUUUUCAUUACUCAUUCCGCCCUCGGUACCGACGUCUUUCUUUUUUCUCCUCAUCCCUCACGUCAAAUUCCAGGUCCUCGACAAAGCCAUCGUUGUGUGCCGUGUACUGCGCUGAGUUUAUAGACACCGCAUUGGUUUUUGGCAGUUCAACGGUCGAUAUCUAGUCUGCUGCUGCCGACUAUUUUGAUUAUUCCUUCUAGUUACUCUUUUAUUCAUUUCUUAAGGAGUCUUUCCCAUGGCACUGGAAGAUCGAGACAUAGAUGAGCAGGAGGCUCAGGAGGCCUCCCGUUUGCUAGGAGACACUUCAGCCGAAGACGACCAAGAGGCCCAGGUAGACGCGGCAGAGCGCGAGGAGCUAGCGAACGGCAGGCUUGUGACUAUCUUCCUCUCCCUUUACGUCGGCGUUUUCCUCUCGGCUCUGGACGGUACGAUUGUUGCGACGCUGCUGUCGCGUAUUGCCUCGGACUUUAACGAACUGCGCUCUGUGUCUUGGAUUGCGACUGGCUAUCUGAUUUCGCAGGCUGCUGCGCAGCCCCUGUAUGGAAAGCUAUCAGAUAUCUUUGGCCGAAAGCCUUUGCUGCUUGUCUCCAAUGUGCUGUUUGGAAUUGGCUCGGUUCUGUGUGGUGUUGCACCCAAUAUCUGGUUUCUUGUCUUUGCUCGCGUGAUUGCGGGUUCGGGCGGCGGCGGUCUUACCACCCUCAGCGCUAUUACUCUCAGUGACAUUGUUUCUCUUCGACAGCGCGGUCUCCUUCAAGGUAUAGGAAACGUUCUGUACGGCUGCGGCGCUGCAUUUGGCGGUAUCGUUGGUGGAGUUCUUGCCGAGUCAGUUGGCUGGCGAUGGACUUUUGCCUUGCAGGGCCCGAUCAUCGUCCUGUCGAUUGCUGCUAUUCAGUUCAAUCUUCAACUUCCGCAGAAAGAAGUGAACAAGGACCUGCUCAAGCGUAUCGAUUUCCUUGGCUCGUUCACACUCGUCACUGGGCUUUGUCUGUUUUUGUUCUCCGUCAGUGUCGGCGGCACUUACUUCUCUUGGAAAUCGGCAAUCGUUGUCAUGCCCUUGAGUUUGUCGUUCAUCGUGCUCGGCGCGUUUGCGUACAUUGAGCUGUACGUUGCCGAGGAGCCUGUUAUCCCCUUGUUUUUGCUCAAGGACCGCACUGUCGCCGGCUCAGCAUUCACCUCGUUCUUCAUGACGCAGGUGUACUUCUCAAACAUUUUCUACACCGCCAUCUACUCGAUCUCCGUGAAAGGCGACAGUGCGACCAAGUCCGGCUCGAGCUUGAUCCCUCAGUUCAUUGGUAGUGCGCUCGGAUCGCUAGUGUGCGGAGUUUACAUGCGCUCGACGGGUAGAUACAAGCCGAUGUCGUACCUAGCCGGAUCUUGUCUCACGCUGGGAUCGCUCUUGCUGUGCACUGUCCAUCUCGACACAAACACGACCUUGGUCGGCUCAUACUUGUUCCUUCCCGGUUUCGGCGGCGGCAUGUUCCUGACCAUCACUCUCGUCGGCCUGAUCGCCGCGGUUCCGCAGGAGUUCCAAGCCGUGAGCACAUCGAUCCAGUACGGCUUCCGCGGCGUCGGCUCGACAAUCGGCGUUGCGAUCUCGGCCGCCAUCUUCCAAAACAUCCUCGGCCUGCAACUGCACCGCCGCAUCACCGGCCCCGGCAGCGAGGAAAUCAUCGACCUGGUAUCGGACUCGGUCGACAACAUCAGCCGGAUCCCCGAGGCCAUGCGUGAGAGCGUCACACUCAGUUAUCUCGAGGCAUGCCGCGCGGUGUUUUACAGUAGUGCUUUGAUGGCGAUUUUGGCGUUUGUUUCGAGCAUCUUUAUGAAAGAGCAUGUGUUGCAUAAGACAGUCAACCGGUCGCGGUGAGCGGGGUCUCUGAAAUGUUCUAUGAAAUGUUUUAUUCAUGAGAAGGGAGGUUGGAGUGAUUAUUUCAUGAUAUGUUCAUAUGUGAAUAGUGGGUUUGGAAGGCAGACGGGGUUCAUAGUGUAGAUAGUUCAAAUGCCAUUUUGAGAGGUUGAAGUUCGA